AUGGAUGGAAGAUUGUUCGAGGCAGCUCGAACAGGCAACGUUCCCUUAUUGCACCAAUUACUUUUUGAAAAACCUUUGAUUCUAGCUGAUUGUGUGCUCUUCUCUCCCCAGGAGAACCCCUUACACAUUGCUGCUAAGGCCGGACAACUCGGUUUUAUGCAACAAGUGCUUGCACAGAGACCUGAUUUCGCCAGACAAGUAAACGCGGAUGGGUUUCGGCCACUGGACAUUGCUUCUGCAAUUGGGUACGUAGAUAUAGUUAAAGAGAUGAUAAAAACUUGCCCUCUUGAUGUAUGCCGUCUCAAGGGAAGAGCAGGAAGGACGUGUCUUCAUUAUGCUACCAUGAAUGAAAGGGUUGAGAUUAUUGAUGAAUUACUUAACUCUUGUGGUGAGUGUGUUAAGGACGUAACUUCUAUCGGUGAAACUGCGCUUCAUCUGGCUUUGAAAUACUGUAAACUUGAAGCUUUUACCAACUUGAUCAGAUGGCUGGAACGGCUUGGUUUGGAAGAGCUUGUGAAUUGGGUCGAUAAAGAUGGAAACACAAUCUUGCACCUCGCGGUAUCUAGAAAACAACUCGAGGCAAGUUCAGCUUCACCUGGUUAA
Mangifera indica (mango) is the source of this 603-nucleotide messenger RNA. RefSeq names its product ankyrin repeat-containing protein BDA1-like. Lineage: Eukaryota; Viridiplantae; Streptophyta; Magnoliopsida; Sapindales; Anacardiaceae. The record is from RefSeq and is a predicted model, not a curated record. Bases 1 to 603 code for a protein of 200 amino acids. The transcript has a single exon. Gene Ontology annotation, molecular function: protein binding.